UAUGGUUUUUUAUUUUCUUUCGAAUUUAGUAGCAUUAUAAUUCUUCUGCGUUGCGUUUUCGCCUGUACAUAAGUAGUGAAUUCGGAUCGGAAUUAUUGAUGAACUCUUUAUCCGUAAUUCAUCAAAUACUUACAAGUUUCCUAUAUUUAGUACUAAGUAAUUCGUGUGUGUAGAACGCGUAACAAAAUGGCAGAAGAAGUACCUGUAAGCGAUGUUCUUUGUGAUGCCAUGGAAUAUUUGUGCAAGCUCGGAUCGAAUUUGAGAACGCGCUCUCAAAACCUUAAGGAUAAGAGAAUUAGCAAAGACAAGUUGCGAAAUUCCCACGCGGUGCGUAAAGCGGCGUCUAAGGUGUUAUUAAUAUGCGAAUUAUCACGAAAAUCGCUGGAGAAUGUCGAAAACGGCGUUAAAAGGGUGUUGACGCUUGUAGACGCCUCGCGGUGCUCGCCGGUGACAGUUGGCGCCAAAGAUGAAAACUACUCAAGGAAUAAGAAAAAUUACUUCUACUUUGAACACGAUUCUUGUAGGUUAAGAAUUUCUGAGAAAAUAUUAUUAGGGCAUUAUACGUCGGUCAAAGUUCAUGCUAAAAGUAUGCCCGAGUCUAUGAUGGAUAAGUAUCCUGUGUAUUACAACUGUCGUCUAUAUAGAAAACGACAAGAAUCUUUAAAAGACAGUGGUAAUGUCACUCAAAAAACUAAUAAAAGCGAGGAUAAUUCCUCUAAAUCUGAGAGGGUUGAGGAAAGUGACAAAUCAGAUUCAGAUGUGUCAUCUAGUGACAAAAACAUUAAGGAUAAGACUAAAAAUAAGAAGAAACAAAGUAAAGGCAUUUUAAGUUCAGACGACAGUGAUAAUAGUACCAAAGAAAAGGAAGCAGAUGGUAAAGGCAAGAAUAAGCAGAAAUGCAGGUCCUUCGAAAAUAAGACAAAGGAAUCUGAUGAUGAAACAAGUACAGCUAUUCACAGUGAUGGCAGCUUUGAAGAUAAAAAUGGAGAGAAUAAAAGCAGUGAAAAAGAAAGCAAUGAUAGCCAGAAAGAAACUGCAAGCCCCUCAGCUAAAGCAAAAAAUAAAGCUAAAAGCCCUGAAAGAGAUGUAAGUAGUCUUGUAGACACAAAUAAGCAAGUGAUUAAUGAGGAAAAGUCAAACAAAAAUGAAAAUAAUCCAAUUAUUUCAAGUGAUGAAGAAGACAUAUGCAAAAAGUCUAAAAAAAUAUAAAAAGUGUUGUGUCUGAC
Molecule: messenger RNA, 1226 nt
Organism: Leguminivora glycinivorella
Lineage: Eukaryota; Metazoa; Arthropoda; Insecta; Lepidoptera; Tortricidae
Product: dentin sialophosphoprotein-like
Exons: 1
Coding region: 187-1209 (340 amino acids)
Source: RefSeq, a predicted model, not a curated record